AUGACAACAACUCUUGUACAAGACCCUAUUGUUUGGGUUGACAUGGAGAUGACAGGAUUAGAUAUUGAUUCCGAUCACAUUUUGGAAAUUGCAGUCAUUAUUACUGAUGGUAAUUUAAAUAUUAUUGCACAAUUGGAUUCAUUGAUUGUUCAUCAGAGUGACUCUGUUUUAGAUAAUAUGAAUGAUUGGUGUAAACAGCAUCAUGGUGAUAGUGGUUUGACUGCUGCCGUUCGAAAGAGCUCAUUCUCCAUUCAGCAAGUUGAGGAUACAGUCUUGGAUUUUGUUAAACACUAUGUUGCAUCGGAGAGAUUGGCUCCAUUGGCUGGUAACAGUGUUUAUUGUGAUAGAUUAUUUAUGAAAAAGGAAAUGAAAAGAUUAGAUGAAUAUUUGCAUUAUAGAAUUAUUGAUGUUUCUUCAAUUAAAGAGCUUGCAAGAAGAUGGUCACCUGAAACUCUUACCAAGGUUGUAAAGACUGGAGCCCAUAGAGCACUUGAUGAUAUCAAAGAAUCUAUUGAAGAAUUGAAAGUUUACAAAAAGCAUCUAUUUAAAUUGGAAUAA
Messenger RNA from Naegleria gruberi, 558 nucleotides. RefSeq lists its product as uncharacterized. Gene Ontology annotation, molecular function: 3'-5'-RNA exonuclease activity; nucleic acid binding. Lineage: Eukaryota; Heterolobosea; Eutetramitea; Acrasida; Naegleriidae. Gene Ontology annotation, cellular component: mitochondrion. Bases 1 to 558 code for a protein of 185 amino acids. The transcript has 3 exons. The record is from RefSeq and is a predicted model, not a curated record.